Thamnophis elegans (Western terrestrial garter snake) is the source of this 1327-nucleotide messenger RNA. RefSeq names its product citrate synthase lysine methyltransferase (gene CSKMT). Lineage: Eukaryota; Metazoa; Chordata; Lepidosauria; Squamata; Natricidae. The record is from RefSeq and is a predicted model, not a curated record. The transcript is spliced from 2 exons. The coding region runs from base 85 to 900 and encodes 271 amino acids.
GAGCUGUUUAUUUUUUCAUUCUUUGCUUUCUGCUUUUCCUCCUUAGCUCCUCCUUAAGCCGUCCUUCCUCCUUUCCCCGGAAAGAUGGCAGCCAGGAAGGCGUUUGCAAAAAUCCCCCGGCUGAACAGAUCCCGCUUCGGACUCCGGAUCCCCACUCAAACCCUCCCUGCUGGGUCUAUCGCUCCUUUCUCUGCAUGGACAGACGAUCUGCUUUGCAACAUGGAUCAACGUGAAGCUUGGGACCGCUUCUACGCCCGGAGGCAGAAUAACGGACCUCUCCAUCCAUUUGACUGGUUCUUUGGCUACAAAGAGAUCUCCACGCUUCUCGGCUCCGUUCUUGGGGGGCUGCCCUCUGGCCAGACGCGGGUCUUAGAUGUCGGCUGUGGCGCUUCGUCCUUGGGCUUGGAGCUCUACCGUCGCUCGCCCGUCCAGCUUCACGUCUCUUGUCUGGAUUUUUCCUCCGCAGCCAUCCAGUGUCUCGCACAAAUGCUGCGGGAGAGCCCUCCGCCGCGCCACCCGCGGUCCGAGCUGGAGUGCCACCUGGGCGAGGCCACCGAGCUAUCCCGCCUCUUUGCUUUGGGGUCUUUCCACUUAGUUCUCGACAAAGGGACCUGCGAUUCGGUCCUACGGGGAUGCCCGCAGCGAGCAAGACGCUUAGUGUCCGAGUGUCUACGAGUCCUGAGGCCGGAGGGAUGCCUCAUCCAGAUUUCCGACGAGGAUCCGGAUGCUAGGGUGCCGUUCCUGGAAACGGCUGGCAGGGCCAACAUCAACAUCGGGGAGAUCGCCAACCUUAGCGGCAUCUCGUAUUAUGCUUACACACUUAGCCUCAAAGCUCCAGACCCAUCAGAUGUGGGGCAGCCCUCCAAGUCUCCGAGGAAUCCAUCAUUGAGUGAAAUCUAACAACAGACGUAACUUACAACACCCAUAUAUCUUUUAUCACACACUCCAGUCGUUUAGAGGUGGUUAAUUUUAUUGUUUACUAGCUGAUAAUCCGGCGUUUCCCAGGUAUUUAUAGACGUUGAAGUGUUUGUCGGACAGGAGACAGGCCGUUCUUCCCCCUACUCCCAUCCCCGUCAUCCUUGCCCUUUUAUAUAUAUAAAACCCCUUGUGUCUGUGUGUUCCAGCAUAACUCUGAAACGCCUGGCCUGUUAAAAGCACAGCAAGUGUGGUAUCCUAGAGCGGCAAUUUGUUUGUGAUGUUAGUUCCUUCACAGCUUCCUCUGGAAAGCCAGCCAUGAUGUUCGCCCUCUAGUGGACCAAGGGGGAAUCGCCUGAUGGAUUUGGGGCAAAGGGCCCGGAUCGUAGACAGGGUGGGAAAGAGGAGCGCA